This is a messenger RNA of Aspergillus uvarum CBS 121591, 650 nucleotides long. RefSeq lists its product as uncharacterized. The record is from RefSeq and is a predicted model, not a curated record. NCBI's taxonomy places the organism in Eukaryota, Fungi, Ascomycota, Eurotiomycetes, Eurotiales, Aspergillaceae. Bases 363 to 524 code for a protein of 53 amino acids. The transcript has a single exon.
CAAGGAUUUGACGCGGACUUCUGACGACGAGGUGCCUCUGCACGUCCAGGACUUGCAGGAUUUCUUCAUGGUUCAACCGUCUUUCCUUCGCGAAUUCACAUUGUGACAGAAGCGCGUAUAUAAUGUGCUCGUCAAAUGUCAGGCUCAAAGCAGAUUCUGGCACGGGCCUCGGUCGUUUACGGGUCCUGUCCGGAUUCUGAACUGUCUCGCGGGAAGAUUCUUGACUAACACCUCGUGAUACCCUCACGUCGGUCAGUGUAUCCCCAGAAGGCUCACCACCGCCCAAAGCAACAAGUGCUCUGAAACUCUCAGAAUUUACUUCUGGGUGAUUUGCGACGUCAGAGGGACUCAUGCACUGGGAAAUGCCCGCCUCGAUCGAUUGCAGCCUAGCCGGGGAUGCUGCACCAUCUGGAAAUGCUGCGAAGAAAGUGGUUAGGGAUGGCUCAAUUAACAGUUUCGAGAAGGUCACAUUUACCCACGCUGCAUUCGUGCAUACAGCGAGGACAGACCCUCAGGGAAAGUAAAUACUUGCAUUCGUUGUCUGUAUCAUGUCGGCUAGCCGUAAUUACGGUGGAUUCGUCUCUGACAGUCAAGACAUCGCGACCCGGUAUAAAACCCCCAUGGUAUGCCCUUUCAGAGAGCUGGCGAAU